Molecule: messenger RNA, 708 nt
Organism: Caenorhabditis remanei
Lineage: Eukaryota; Metazoa; Nematoda; Chromadorea; Rhabditida; Rhabditidae
Exons: 5
Coding region: 1-708 (235 amino acids)
Cellular component (GO): lysosomal membrane
Source: RefSeq, a predicted model, not a curated record
AUGAUGAACGGACGGGCCGUUAGGUCCGUUCUGAUACGCAAUAAUCGACAAGAGAACGGAUCUGUAGAUCACGUUCCCCGCUCGAUCCAAUUUGAUGAAAGUUCUGAAGAAUACAGAUGCCUAUGCAAUUGUUUUCAUGUCAAAACAGGCGCUUUCAUAAUUGGCUGCGUUCACGUCCUCAUGAUUCUCUUUUUCCUGAUCCACAGUCUUUUCGUCUACUUCCAACACGAUGGACGGUUGCAACAAGCACGAGGCGUAAAAGAAAACUAUGUGUUCGGCUCAUUUCUCGCUGAAAUGAUUGGACUAGGAUUGGGUAUAUUUGCAGUUUUCCUCCUCUUCGUCGCAUUGUCUCGAAACUCGGCAUUACUCGUCGUACCACAUCUUGUUAUGCAGGUUAUUGCCAUUCUCUGCUUCAUUUUGGUAUUGGUUAGUGGAACGAUAGCUUUGUGUACGGAUUCAGCAGUCUUCUACCGAUUGAUUAAUGCAGCACCGUUUAUGGAACAUCCGAAUAACAACACUGUUGCAUUGGAUACUGGAACAAUGGUUCGAAUCUACUCCCUCAUGAUUGUAUAUGCCAUAUCACUUGCUUUGGAAUUCUGGUUCAUUGUAGUCAUCUACAACUGCAACAGAUACCUUGACGAGCGCAGCGACUACAUGAAAUACUGUCUAGCAUUCAGUACACCAAUGAAAACACUUUCUGCCAGAUAG